UUCCCCCCGAAAUGGGCUCCUCCCAUUUCCCCACCCAAUCACCUUGUUCCCCUGAAAGCACCAUCCAGUUAAUGGCAGGGCUGACAGGUGUGGCCAACCGCAGUGAUAGAGCAGGUGGAAUGCAGCCUCCUAAUCCCAUUUUGGGAUGCUAUUUUCAAGGCUGGGUGGGGCUCUGGUGAUAUAAAUUCCAGAAUACAGAGGGAGGGAGCAGGAUACUUCCAUCACUCCAAGGCAGAGUCAGCAGAGGGAAGCAGAACUUCUCCUCCUCUUCCUCCUCUCAGAAGCCUCCCGAUAUGAACUGUGGAAGUCCUGGGCGAUGGCCCUUCUGUGGCAUGGCUCCUGCGGCCUUCCUCCUGGUUCUGUGUCUCCAAUGGCAAGGCUCAGCCUCCAGAUGCAUUGAAGGGUCGUCCACGGAAGACCUGCAGCCCAUGCCUCCUGGAGUGCAGCGGAACUCUCUGCCCAGCGGCCUCAUGCAACCCGACGUCUCGUCAAUGGGCCGAAGAGAUUGCAUCCCUGAUGGAGGAGACACCCGCAUAGUGGGUGGCAGCCCUGCAACCUUUGGGGGACAGGCAGGGGGUUCUUCUACGGCUGGCCCCAGUUCACCAGGGGCGAGCCCCUUCCAAUAUGGCAAGCCAAGCCGGCCUGGGCUGUCGGGCAAACCGCUGGGGUCUAUAUUUGGAGGGACGCUCCCUCCUGCGUUAGGGGCACCAAAUGUGAAACCUGGCAUGUCGGGUGGCGCUACCCAGUAUGGGUAUGGCCCUGGAUAUAACAGCCGGGGUUUCCCCCGCCCAGUGUGGAAGAGACCUGGGCUCCCAUACAUACCGACUGCUGAGGAGCGGGGUGGAGGCUACAUCCCAAUACGAAACGAACCACCUAGGCUUUAUCCAUAUGGCGCUGGUGGAGCUGCAGCAGGGGGAUCGGCUUACAGCGGCGGGUCCGUAGCAUAUGGGCCGAGGGGCACGUAUGAUGGCAGCUACGGGCCCGUCCCUGCAAGUGUGCAGCCUGGUGGACAGCGAGACAGUGGGGAUAAAGGAAACCCUUGCACACCAAACUGUUAGGGCGAAAGGCUGGUCCACAUCCUGGGAACUUGAGGCGGGGGUGGGUGGAAUGUCAGCUCAACUCUUCUGAGAGGGACAAAAGAUUAAAAAAAAUUCCUUCCAGUAGCACCUUAGAGACCAACUAAGUUUGUCAUAGGUAUGAGCUUUCGUGUGCAUGCACACUUCUUCAGAUACACUGAAGAGGCGUAUGUGAUCUUAGGCUGUGUUCCCCCCCCCCCAAGCUUUGGACCCCUACCCUUAAAAAAUGAAUUAAAACACAUUCAAAAGACAUGGUUAUGAGUCCUCCUGACCAAGGAGUUUUCAGAACUUUUGCCUGACAAAUAUGCUCCAAACCGCCAUAGAACUACAAGAGUUUUCUGGAGGAAUCGGAGAUGGAAGGUCAUCCAGCCCAAUGCAGGAAUCUCAACCAAAGCAUCCGUGACAGAUGGCUGCCCAGCCUCUGCUUAAAAACCUCCAAGGAAGGAGAGUCCACCUCCUCUCAAGGCAGUCCGUUCCACAGCUCUUACUGUCAGAAAGCUCUUCCUGACAUUUAGUCGGAAUCUCCUUUCUUGUAAACUUGAAUCCAUUGGUUUGGGUCUUAGCUUCCAGAGCAGGAGAAAUAAGCUUGCUCCAAUGCUCCAUCGUCCAUGGGACAGCCCUUCAGAUGAUUUGAAGAUGGCUAUCUCAUCUCCUCUGUCUCCUCUUUUCCAGGCUAAACAUACCCAUCUCCCUCAACUGUUUCUCAUAAGGCUUGGUUCCCAGACCCUUGAUCAUUUGGGUUGCCUUCCCAUGGCAAUCCAGUUUCAAAUUGGUAGUGUAGCUGUUUCCCAGUCAAUGCCCCCUUGCUUCUUCCAUUAGGAAACCCUUCCUUCUCAACCCCCUUGGUAGCCCAGAUCCCAAGGCGGAAUCGUUUGCUCUCAGCCUUCUGGUGUCACAGUUCUGUCCCACUCCUCCAUGUGGCGCAGUAGGUUAAAAGUAUAGUAUGUCAUAUGGGUUGACUUGUCCAGUCAGGGGCCGAAAUCCUUUGCUCAAGCAAUAGUUGCUAGCUCGCCGCUUGAUUAAGAACCAGUUUACACGGCCCAGUUGAGCAGGCUGUGUCUGUGCCAACAUAAAUGAAGCAUCUUGGCCAUCUUGGACCAGGCCUGCAUAGCGUAGUGCAAUCCUGAGGGGAGUUAAACCUGCCUGAGAUGGCAAAAUCAAAGGGGCUGUUUGUAUCAAAAAUGUUUUAUAGUUGCUUGUGAUGCCGGCCUGAUUGUUUAGUGCAUCUCUCUCUCUCUCUCUCUCUCUGAAGCAGAAUGUAUUAAAGAACCUCUGUCACCUCUUGUCACCUGCUUUUGUUAUGUACCAUAACCCCUUUGGAAGCAAAGCCUUUUUUGUAUUCUUGUCAGACAAAAUGCCUGUAUUAAAAUCCUAUGUACUGUAA
This is a messenger RNA of Zootoca vivipara (common lizard), 2460 nucleotides long. RefSeq lists its product as uncharacterized. NCBI's taxonomy places the organism in Eukaryota, Metazoa, Chordata, Lepidosauria, Squamata, Lacertidae. The record is from RefSeq and is a predicted model, not a curated record.